UCAUUUUUGUGCGAGGUCUUCAAAUCCAAAAAAACAUACACAAACGCUCUCCAAGCGAGAGUACCUAACCAACUAGAAUGCCUGCUAAGAACGGCCAAAGACAUGAGGAAUGAUGUCAUGCAUGAAGUGGCGGGCUCUGCUGUGGACCCUUAUAAAUAUAAUAAAAUUUUUAAAGCCCUGCAUGACGUGAUAGAUGAAGCUGGCAAUGUGUACAGCAUCCCUGCUGAUGAAGUAACGAGUUUCAAAACCCAGAUAGAUGGGAUGUGGGAUGAAGUGCGCACAGAUAAUGAAAAAGCUAAGGCUUAUUGUCGCUUAUUGCUGCAAACUUAUGGAAACAUAGAAGCUAAAGCCAUGUGGGAAGCGAUGUUGGCUGAAGAAAUUCUUCUCUUUGGCGAUGACAAAGUUGAACGCUCGAAAGUGUUCCAUUCCCUGGAAUUGACACUACAAAAACCUAAAGAUCAAACAAAAGACAAGAUCUCCUACACUGAACUCCUCACUGCACGCAACGAUAAGUUCAUAGUAGUCAUUGGCGACUCCGGGUCUGGGAAAUCCACUUUGGCCAAGAAUUUGGUGAUCCAGCAUCAUGGUAUCUCAGAUGCUGAGGUAGAAAUGUCCGAUCUGAAGAAUCACAAUUUGUUACUUUAUUAUGAAUGCAGGAGUGUUUCUACAAAAGAAUUUACUGAUGUAGUAGAAGAAAACUUCGAGAAUGUGUGCCAAAAACUCGGCCCUAAACCUGUUAUCCAAGGAAUCAGCGAGUCUAACCCUUUGAUUCUCAUUGAUGGCUAUGAUGAAUGUCAUAAAGACUCGUAUAAGGUUGUGCAACAGAUGGUGAACAAAAUGAGGAACUAUGAGUGUCGUGUGAUCAUCACCACCAGGCCAAGUGCUGCUGAUGAGCUCAAGGACUUUCUGAAGCGAGAAGGCGUGAAGUUCCAAGAGUAUGAGAUAGCAGAAAUUUGUGAUUUAGAUGACCAACUAAGAUUUCUGGAGAAUUAUGAAAAACAUGCCCCUCCAGGUGCUGAGAAAGUUGUGAAGAGCUUCAGUUCUCUUGGACGGGACAUUCAAAAACUUUUUGUUCGUCCCAUUAAUUUGGUUCUCUUUUGUCACCUGGUAUGGAACUUUCCCGAGAAGAUAAAUGACUUGAAAUCUCAUGCUGCUGUAGCUCAAGUCACUUAUGAUCUAACAAGUUGA
This is a messenger RNA of Hyalella azteca, 1188 nucleotides long. RefSeq lists its product as uncharacterized. The transcript has 2 exons. NCBI's taxonomy places the organism in Eukaryota, Metazoa, Arthropoda, Malacostraca, Amphipoda, Hyalellidae. The record is from RefSeq and is a predicted model, not a curated record. The coding region runs from base 103 to 1188 and encodes 361 amino acids.